AAAUGUCAUUUUUCCUUUUUAAAAAAUUCGGAUUACAAUCCGAAAUCAAAAUUGAAAUUUCUCACAAUUUAAUGAAGAGAGAGUCCAGCUAAAUGACGAUCGCAACUUUUCCAUUUUACCAGUGGCGCGAGCAGACCAAAAGUUUCCACCCCGAGAUUUCACAUCUCCUUGCUCGAUUGGAGAACGGCGUGGGGUUUACAUGGGUCAGUGUUGAAAGCUGAUGUCGUUAUUCUGGAUUGUUUUACGUCAAUUAGCUGAAAUUGAAGCCAUGGCAAUGUCAAAGAAAGUAAUCACAAGAGAUGAGUGGGAAAAAAGGCUGAAAGAUGUUAAUAUCAGAAAAGAAGAUAUGAAUAAGUUAGUAAUGAACUUCCUAGUGACUGAGGGUUAUGUGGAAGCAGCAGAGAAGUUCCGAACAGAAUCUGGGACAGAACCUGACAUAGAUCUUGCGACCAUUACUGAUCGGAUGGCAAUUAAAGAGGCAGUACAACGUGGUAAUGUUGAAGAUGCAAUUGAAAAGGUUAAUGAUUUAAAUCCUGAGAUACUGGAUACAAAUCCCCAGCUCUUUUUUCAUCUCCAACAGCAAAGGCUGAUAGAACUGAUCAGGAAUGGGAAGGUGGAAGAGGCUUUGGAGUUUGCUCAGGAGGAGCUUGCUCCAAGGGGAGAGGAAAAUCUAGGGUUUUUGGAGGAGUUGGAGAAGACAGUUGCAUUGCUUGCAUUUGAAGAUGUUGCCAGCAGUCCUGUCGGAGAGCUUUUAGAUAUAUCACAGCGUCUAAAGACUGCAAGUGAGAUUAAUGCUGCAAUUCUCACUAGUCAAAGCCAUGAAAAAGAUCCAAAGCUUCCUGUCCUAUUGAAGCUGUUGACCUGGACGCAAAACCAGCUCGGUGAGAAAGCUGCGUACCCUCGUAUAAACGAUGUAUCUACUGCUGUACUUGAAGAUCCUGCUGUUUGAACUUUGAAAUGCAGAAUAACAAAUUUAAUUUCUUAUGGGCUCGCGCCUCUGUUUUUGUGGUGUUAGUUCUUUUUGUCCAGUUCAUGAAGAGUAUGCAUAUAACUAGGAUACUUAAAUAACUUCCGUUACUCCUAAGUUUGUCUCGUGGGAGCUGUCUAUUGACUUUCUCGGUUUUAGUCGAUCAUCUAUAGGCAAUUUAGGUUGGUUUGUUUU
Ipomoea nil (Japanese morning glory) is the source of this 1162-nucleotide messenger RNA. RefSeq names its product glucose-induced degradation protein 8 homolog. The coding region runs from base 221 to 949 and encodes 242 amino acids. Gene Ontology annotation, cellular component: cytoplasm; nucleus. The record is from RefSeq and is a predicted model, not a curated record. The transcript has 6 exons. NCBI's taxonomy places the organism in Eukaryota, Viridiplantae, Streptophyta, Magnoliopsida, Solanales, Convolvulaceae. Gene Ontology annotation, biological process: proteasome-mediated ubiquitin-dependent protein catabolic process. Gene Ontology annotation, molecular function: protein binding.